CAUGCGGAGGGGUCAAAGGUUAGAGGUUGUGAAGCAGUCAUGGCGGCGCUGUGUCGGACCCGUGCCGUGACGGCCGAGAGUCAUUUUCUACGAGUGCUUCUCCUCUCCCGGCCCUGUCGAAGUACAGGCACCGAAAGUAGCUCCGGGAGCGAUAGUUCUGAUUCCUCAGAGUCUAAAGCGCGCCCAGGCGGCUUUGCGAGCGCUUUACAGCGGCACUCGGAGCUGCAGCGGAAGACGGAGCCCGGGCGGAUGACAGACUCUCAGAAAAAUGUGGAAUCCUUUGCAUCUAUGCUGAGACAUUCUCCUCUUACACAAAUGGGACCUGCCAAAGAUAAACUGGUUAUUGGACGAAUCUUUCAUAUCGUGGAGAAUGAUCUUUAUAUAGAUUUUGGCGGCAAGUUUCAUUGUGUAUGUAGAAGACCAGAAGUGGAUGGAGAGAAAUACCAGAAAGGAACCAGAGUCCGACUGCGGCUGUUAGAUCUCGAACUUACGUCCAGGUUCCUGGGAGCAACGACAGAUACAACUAUACUAGAGGCUGAUGCAGUUCUCCUGGGACUCCAGGAGAGCAGAGACUCAAAGUCAAGAGAGGAGCAUCAUGAAAAAUAAAUGAACUUUGCUUAAAGCAUCCACUCCUUUUUUUGUUGAAUCCAGAUACUUAUCAAGAAUGCAAUUAGAAAAUUGCAAAUAAUUGGUAGAAGACAUAAUGAAACUGUAAUUAUAGCUUUUAUUUCUUAUAAUUUUCCUUAGCUGUAUCUCCCUUCCUCCCCUCUUAUACCCGUUCUUUCCUAGUGUUAACUGUAUUGAGAAAUUUGUUGAUCAAUAAAUGUUUUGAAUGCUAUCUAUGUGCCUGGUACUAUUUUUAAACACCAGGGAAACAGCAAUAAACAAA
Molecule: messenger RNA, 889 nt
Organism: Talpa occidentalis (Iberian mole)
Lineage: Eukaryota; Metazoa; Chordata; Mammalia; Eulipotyphla; Talpidae
Gene: MRPS28
Product: mitochondrial ribosomal protein S28
Exons: 3
Coding region: 40-606 (188 amino acids)
Cellular component (GO): mitochondrial small ribosomal subunit
Source: RefSeq, a predicted model, not a curated record